AUGAGUGCAUCAUCGAAGACUCGCCUUCAAACCGAGUCUGCUCGUGGUUUUCAUGCUAAUCCAGCAUUUGAAGACACUGAACCAUCUACAAAUGCACCAAGUCCAAUGGGUUCAAAAAUUUUAAUGGUAAAACCGAAUGAUGAAAAAACACCGCAUAAUGAAUCACAAAAACCAUCACACAAUGUUGGACAUUUAAUUUUACGUGGUAUUCGAUCUAUAUGGGCAACACGACAAACAGAAAAAGAUUUGAGAAAAAAUAAAGAACUUUAUGUCAAGACAACACUGCGUGAACUUGUAGUAUAUCUCGUAUUUAUUACUAUUUUAUGCAUAAUUACAUUUGGUAUGACAAGUACAAAAAUGUAUUAUUUUACAACCGUCUUGACGGAUUUAUUUGUAACCACAAAAGUCGAUGGUCCUGGAGAUCGACCAGCAUUUCAAGAUAUUGCAAAUUUUCAAGAUUUUUGGGAUGUCAUGGACGGUCCUAUUGUAGAAGGUUUGUACAAUGAAAAAUGGUAUAAUGAUGAUAACAUUACAGCAGCUCAAUAUGGUUAUGUUUUAUAUGAAAAUAAAAUUCUUGGCCGACCGAGAUUACGACAGUUGAGGGUUACAAAUCAUUCAUGUACCGUUCAUAAAAAAUUUCAAGCACUAAUUCCAGAAUGUUUUGCUCCCUAUGGUAGCAAUAAAGAAGAUAAAAGCUUGUAUGGACCUGUUAAUGAUACAAUUGCCGAUACAGCAUGGCAUUAUCAAUCGUCAUCGGAAUUGAAAGGUUCAUCGGUAGCAGGUCUUAUCUCGACUUAUUCGGGAAGUGGUUAUGUUCAAAAUUUGGGAGUGAAUUAUGCUACAUCAAAGGCAAUAUUAGAUGAUUUAGAGCAAAAUUUAUGGUUGGAUCGUAGUACUAGAGUAGUUUUAUUGGAUUUUACUGUUUAUAAUGCUAAUAUCAAUUUAUUUUGUCAAAUACGAUUGAUGGUCGAAUUUCCAGCAACAGGUGGCGCUAUACCAACACAAUUAUUUAAUACGGUCAAAUUAAUUCGAUAUGUUUCAUCAAUGGAUUAUUUCGUCUUGGCAUGCGAAGUUUUAUUUAUACUAUUCACGGCAUAUUAUACAAUUGAAGAAAUAAUUGAGAUAUCACGAUAUCGAUUACAUUAUUUUAAAACAAUAUGGAAUAUUCUCGAUGUUGUUAUUAUUAUUAUUUCAUAUAUUUGUAUAGCAUUUAAUGUCUAUCGACAAGUUAAAGUUGGACAAAUAUUAGAUAGUCUAUUAGAAAAUGAAGAUAGUUUUGCUGAUUUUGAAUUUUUAAGUUAUUGGCAGGUACAAUUUAAUAAUAUUGUUGCAUUUGCCAUAUUUCUUGCAUGGAUUAAAAUCUUUAAAUAUGUUAGUUUUAAUAAAACGAUGACACAAUUGACUACAACAUUAUCGAGAUGUGCAAAAGAUAUAUUCGGUUUUGCGGUGAUGUUUUUUAUUGUAUUUUUGGCUUAUGCACAAUUGGGUUAUCUUCUUUUUGGUACAUUAGUGGAAGAUUAUCGAACAUUUGCUAUUUCAAUAUUUACUUUAUUUCGUAUUGUUCUUGGUGAUUUUGAUUUUGAAGCAAUGUUAGAAGCACAUCGUAUAUUGGGUCCAAUAUUUUUCUUGACAUAUGUAUUUUUUGUAUUCUUUGUUUUACUCAAUAUGUUUUUGGCCAUAAUUAAUGAUACAUAUUCAGAAGUUAAAGCAGAUAUUGCUACACAAAAAUCAGAAUUUGAACUUGGUGAUUAUUUUAAAAAGAGUUAUGAAAAAAUGUUAGAUAAAAUGAAUAUUAAACGAGAUCGUGUUAUUGAUAUACAAAAUGCAUUGAAACGUGCUGAUUUGAACAAAGAUGGUAUCAUUGACUUCGGCGAAUGGAGACGAGACUUAAAAGAACGUGGAUAUACGGAUGUUGAAAUUGAAAAUGUUUUUUCAAAAUAUGAUAUUGAUGGUGAUCGACAAUUAAAAGAUGCAGAACAACGACGAUUUCAAGACGAUUUGACUGCAGAAGAAAACGAUCUAACGAAAGAAAUAAAGGGUUUAGCUAGUUCAUAUUCGAAUAGUGAUGAAAUAAAAAAAAAUAAUCAAUUUAGAAACAAUAGUGGACGUCAAGAUGAUAAUGAAAAUGAUAAAAAUUCAGCAAAUAAUCGUAUAUCCUACGAUGAAUUUGCUGUAUUAUUGCGUCGUGUUGACCGUAUGGAAUAUUCAAUUGGAAAUAUUGUCUCUAAAAUUGAUAGUGUUUUAACAAAACUUGAAACAUCGGAAAAAGAUAAAAUGAAACGACGUGAAGCCAUGACAAAAAUAUUAGAUAGCAUCACCGAUGAUAAUCGUAUGAGUAAUGAUGCAAAACAUGAACGACUGGAAAAAAUGCUUCGUGAUGAAUUAGAAACAUGGGAUAGAAGUGAACGACAAACACCUUCACCCUCAAAUUUAUCACAACAAGCUGGUGCACCUGGAGCUCCAAGAGCCGGAAAUGGACCGCCACGACGUUUAAGCCCAUUACCAGUUGAACGACCUCGUCCGAUAAGUGGACUCAGCAUAAUAACAGAACUCAAAAUCGAUUUAGAAAAGAGAAAAACACCUUUACGUGAAGUUGUAUUAUACAUUCUCUAUUUGAUUAUUAUUUGUAUAAUAAGCUUUGGACGAACAAAUAAUAGUAUGUUCUAUUUUGCAAAUAUGUUAAUGACAGCAUUUCUCACUACAAAAACGAAUGAUGUAUCGUUCAAUGAUAUUGCCAACAUUGAAGAUUUCUGGUUGGUUCGUCGAGGUUCUUGUAAGUUGAGGAAAAAUUUUCAGAAACGAAUAUUUGUACAAGACUGUUAUGCUGUUUAUUCUUCGAGCACAGAAGAUAAAAGUUCGUUUCUUCCUGCAAGUACAACAAUUACUCCACAUGCCUGGAGUUAUCAAACUGGUUCUAAAUUAAAAAGUAGUUCUCACUAUGGAUUUAUAGCUCAUUACGGAGACGGUGGAUAUGUGCAAGAAUAUACACGAAAUGCAUCGUCAACAAUGGAUAUUUUAAAAGAAUUGAAAGAAAAUAACUGGAUUGAUCGUGCAACGAGAGUGGUAUUCUUAGAUUUUACGGUUUAUAAUGCAAAUAUCAAUCUGUUUUGUCAUAUGAGUUUUACAUUGUUUCGUGUUAUAUUGGGUGAUUUUGACUUAUAUGUCUUGGUUAAAGCUGAUGCAACAAUCGGACCAAUCUUCUUCUUUACUUAUGUAUUUUUUGUUUAUUUUGUACUGUUAAACAUGUUUUUGGCCAUCAUCAACGAUACCUAUUCAAAAGUACAAGCCGAUACAACGACUCAAACACUAAAAAUAGAAAUGGGCGUCUUUGGAAAGGGAUAUGCUAGAAUUUUACGACGUUUGAAUAUAAAACAAGAGAAAAUAACUGGAAUUGAAGAUACACUGAAACAAGCUGAUCAUGCUGUGAAUUUUGAUGAAUGGAAAGAUAUUUUAAGAGCUCGUGGUUACUCUGAUCAAGAAAUUAAAGGCUAUUUUGCCCAAUAUGACUCAGAUGGUGAUGGCAUAUUAGACACAGAUGAACAACAAAGGAUGAGAAAUGAUUUGUUAACACAAAAAAAUGAAAUUAACCGAGGAAUCAAAGGUUUGGAACAUGAAACUGAACCAGUAAAACAAAAGGAAGAAGACGUUGAUAGUGAAGAUGAACGGAUAAGAGAAGUAGCCAAUAGGCUCUCUUACGAUCAAUAUCUGAUGCUUGUAGGACGAGUGAAUCAAAUGGAGCAAGCAGCAGAAAGUAUGGUGGCAGAGCGAAAACCUAAAAAAGUGCAUACAUCAUCAAUAAAUGAUAAUCAGAAUAUAACACUUUAUUUAAAUCCAUUAUCCGAUGUUAAUUUAGUUUGUGAUGAUAUCGAUCCUAAAUUAAUCGUUGAUUCAGCAAGAUUAAAAUUACAAGAUGAUAAUGUAAAUGAUUUUUCUUCCGAAUCAUCAUCGUCAUACUCUGAAUCUGUAUAUGAAUAUUCAGAUAGUUUUGAACGAAAACUAGAACAAAAUUUAGAAUGGGAUAGUGAAAAUAACAAUUCAGAUAUAGAUGAUAUUUGGAUAUCGAAUGAGAAAAUGAGACGAGAAGGAAGCAAUUGGUCAUUGUACAAUAUGGUUUAA
Molecule: messenger RNA, 4116 nt
Organism: Didymodactylos carnosus
Lineage: Eukaryota; Metazoa; Rotifera; Eurotatoria; Philodinida; Philodinidae
Source: the annotation of a GenBank genome assembly